AUGGUUCUUAACAGCAACAAUCUUAACCAGGGUCAGAUAACUCAGUUUUUGAAGUUAUCAUGGGUGAAGUCACAAGCACAGAAAGCACUGGCAUAUACAUCUGCUCAACAAAUGUUCACUUUCAUGGAUGCCCUGCCAAAGGGACCAAAGUGGCGCUGUACAACUAUUCAUACUGAAGGUUACAUUACCGCUCAUCCUGUACACUUGAUCUGGCAUGACACUUUGGAGGUUAUGCACCACAUUUUCAGUAACCCAGGAUUCACCAAUGACAUGGAGUUUGAUCCAUAUGAGAUCAAGGUCAACAGAGAAUGA
Molecule: messenger RNA, 312 nt
Organism: Suillus subaureus
Lineage: Eukaryota; Fungi; Basidiomycota; Agaricomycetes; Boletales; Suillaceae
Exons: 2
Coding region: 1-312 (103 amino acids)
Source: RefSeq, a predicted model, not a curated record